CAUUAGUUUAAAAGUAAACAAGCAAAAAUGCAGCGUUCAAUGCAAUUUUUGGUAUUAGCUACGCUGCUGCUAACAGCAGCUGCCAUCAAAGAUUUGUCUGCAUCAAACGCUGACACGCUGCAACUUGCUUACAAUCCCACCUAUGAGAUUUGGUUUUUCCUGCCCAAAGGACGACCCAAGCCAGAGCAGCUGACAGAUUCAGUGCAGCGCGCUUACUACGAGCACAGACCUGGUGGUGUUUGCUUUAAGCCUGAUAACAAUAAUUGGUUCUAUUGCAGCAGUGGCAUUGCCAUAGAGUGAUUUUGAGACUAAUUGCACUCAUAUUUUGUUUGCGUCUUUGUGGUUUCAAUUACUUAAGCUCAUGUGCAUUUCAAUUACUACAAGUUGAAAAUAAAUUGGCAAAAGUGUUGCUGCGGUUGUGUUAUCUUA
This is a messenger RNA of Drosophila busckii, 429 nucleotides long. RefSeq lists its product as uncharacterized. The transcript has 2 exons. Bases 28 to 300 code for a protein of 90 amino acids. The record is from RefSeq and is a predicted model, not a curated record. NCBI's taxonomy places the organism in Eukaryota, Metazoa, Arthropoda, Insecta, Diptera, Drosophilidae.